AUGGAUCGCACUGUAAUAUUGCUGCUGUAUGCUUUGGUUAUUGGGGUUUUAGGAGACCAGACUCCAGCCUUUGAUCGUACAGAAGCACCAUCAGUCACCUGGCCAAACUGGAUGUCUCAUCUUCCUGACCACCUGCCACUAUCAGCCUUAGCCAUACCAGGAACCCAUGACACAAUGGCUUUUUUUGGAGGUCCCCUUGCUGAAUGUCAAAGCUGGAGUCUAAAAAACCAAUAUGAUUCUGGAAUUAGAUUUUUGGACAUCAGAUGUCGUCAUUACCAAGAUGGGUUGCCUAUUUUUCAUGGUGUGUCCUACCAGCGUACCGAUUUCUUCCAGGUUCUCUUGGAUACUGUUAACUUUCUAACAGAGCACCCAAGUGAGACAAUUUUGAUGAGAGUGAAGGAAGAGUAUGAACCAUAUCAAAACACCAGGAGUUUUUACCAGAGUGUUUCCGAGGUUUUGAACCAGAUUGGAGCGCACUGGUUCCUUCAGUCAAAUAGCCUUCCAACAUUAGGCGAAGCCAGAGGGAAAGUGGUAAUCCUACAAGAUUUCUCAUCGAAAGGUGAAGGUCCAGAUUUUGGUCCUCCAUACCCUGGACCAAUGAGCAUUUCAGAUGCUUAUCAAGUUAGUGAUGACUCCGUGAAAUGGGCUGAAGUUGAGAGGCAUCUAACAGUUGCUCAAAAUGGGGAUCCUGAAAGAGCUUACUUGACAUACUGCUCAGGAGUCCACUGGCUUCUUUACACCCCAGAGUCUCUGGCUCGUAAGAUCAACCCAAGAGUUCUUGACUAUCUUAACCUUAAGACACCAUUGGGCAGCAGAAGGAGAUCAGUUGGUGUGGUUAUUAUGGAUUUUCCGGGAGCUGAACUGGCGAAACAAAUUGUUUUAGAUAAUUGGGUGUAA
Molecule: messenger RNA, 897 nt
Organism: Bufo gargarizans (Asiatic toad)
Lineage: Eukaryota; Metazoa; Chordata; Amphibia; Anura; Bufonidae
Product: 1-phosphatidylinositol phosphodiesterase-like
Exons: 2
Coding region: 1-897 (298 amino acids)
Biological process (GO): lipid metabolic process
Molecular function (GO): phosphoric diester hydrolase activity
Source: RefSeq, a predicted model, not a curated record